Molecule: messenger RNA, 606 nt
Organism: Meloidogyne enterolobii
Lineage: Eukaryota; Metazoa; Nematoda; Chromadorea; Rhabditida; Meloidogynidae
Source: the annotation of a GenBank genome assembly
AUGUUGCUGGCCAACGGGACUGUUUGGCUUAAUUAUAGGGUCCAAGUUGAAGCACCUUGCGAAUUUCAAAUUUCUGAUUUUCCUAUGGAUUCUGCCCGAUGCCAAUUAGUUUUCGAGUCCUAUUCCUACAACACCGCAACCGUUACAAUUGACUGGAUGCCUUCAGCCUUAACUUUACAAUUUGAAGAAAUAAGUGCUUCAGACCACCAGUUGGUACAUACAAAACUGUUUAAGCACACAGAAUAUUACAAAGCAGGAGAAUGGUAUAGGUUAACUCUUGAAAUGGGUUUUAGACGUCGUUAUGGUUAUUAUAUCCUACAGGUUUAUGCCAACACCUACAUUAAUGUUUUCCUGUCUUGGAUCGCUUUCUGUAUUUCCUUAAAAGCUUUAUCUGCACGAGUUAUUUUAUCAGUUAACACGUUGAUUUCUCUAUGUGUUCAGUUUGGCAAUAUUAUCAGCUCGUUACCUCCAGUUUCUUAUGUUAAGCCAAUAGACGUCUUUAUGUUUGUGUGUAUUGCAUUCAUAUUUGCCUCAUUAUUGGAAAUGGCUUUUAUCUCCUACAAGUUAUGUAUUCCAUCUUGUAUUCCAUCCAUGAAUAAAUUUUAG